AUGGCUUUGAGCCCAAUGCUCUCGACCCUGAUAGCAUCUUGGCCUUUGAAACAGAUUAUGGCAAAGAUUAGUGCUGAGAUUAAGAGGGCAACAGAAUCUGCUGAAGCACUGCUGUGGUUGCUUACUGCAGCAUGUAUCAAGACAGGGAGGCCUCAGACUGCUAAGAGAGCAAUUGAAGAGGUGGAGCAACGGCUCUCAAAAGACGGGUGGCCAGAAUACUAUAACGGCAAGGCAGGGAGAUAUGUCAGGAAGCAAGCGAGGAAGUACCAGACCUGGAGCAUCUCAGGAUAUCUGGUAGCUAAACUGAUGAUCGAGAACCCAGCCAAUCUUUCACUAAUCCCUCUUGAAGAGGACAAGAAGAUAGCCAAGCCAAGGCUCACCCGCUCCGCUUCCUUUUGA
This is a messenger RNA of Prunus armeniaca (apricot), 399 nucleotides long. The record is from the annotation of a GenBank genome assembly. Lineage: Eukaryota; Viridiplantae; Streptophyta; Magnoliopsida; Rosales; Rosaceae.